This is a messenger RNA of Nelumbo nucifera (sacred lotus), 1415 nucleotides long. The record is from RefSeq and is a predicted model, not a curated record. NCBI's taxonomy places the organism in Eukaryota, Viridiplantae, Streptophyta, Magnoliopsida, Proteales, Nelumbonaceae.
CAAAAGCAGAAAUAAACAAUAAAUUGCAUUGCACCCCUCCAAACCAACCUCCAUCUUGAUAUCUCCUUCUCUCUUUCCCUCUGUGUUACUGAAAUGGAGACAACUUCGCCGGAGCUCGACCUCGACAAGCUGGCCGCGAUCAGGGUACUGGGCAGAGGAGCCAUGGGCACUGUCUUCUUGGUUUACGACAGGGAAGCAGACCCGUCUGAUCGCCGCCCGUUCGCGCUCAAAGUAGUCGAGAAAUCCACCCUCUGCACCAAAUUCGACGCUGACCGACGCGCCCGCUGGGAGGUCUCCUUUCUUUCCCGCCUCAACCACCCUUUCCUUCCGACCCUUCUCGGCAGACUCGAAACCGACGAGUUCUUAGCUUGGGCAGUGCCGUAUUGUUCCGGCGGCGACCUCAACGUCCUCCGCUACCGUCAGACCGACCGCGUGUUCUCACCCUCUGUCAUACGCUUCUACGUUGCCGAAAUUGUGUGUGCUGUCGAGCAGCUACACCGUAUGAAUGUCAUGUACCGCGACCUCAAGCCCGAGAAUGUCUUGAUACAGCAAUCGGGCCACGUCACCCUCACCGACUUCGACCUCUCCCGGACUCUAACACCCAGAAGGUCGAAACUCACCGACAUUUUGAACUCCGUGGAGGUGGAAACACCCAAGGGUGGACAGAAGCAUCGCCGGAAUUUGACUCGUCUCAUUUCCGUUAUGUCGGAGUUGGGCUUAAAGAAAGCGAAGUCCGCCCGUGUUUCCCCAGUGAGUCGCCGGAGGCCGAGCUUCGUCUCCAGAGGAGAACGGUCCAACUCGUUCGUGGGUACGGAGGAGUACGUGUCGCCUGAGGUCGUACGAGGUGACGGGCAUGAGUUCGCCGUCGACUGGUGGGCUCUCGGGAUUCUAACGUACGAGAUGGUCUACGGGAAGACACCAUUUCGGGGGAAGAACCGAAAAGAAACGUUUCAUAACGUGCUGACAAAACCGCCUGAAUUCGUUGGCGAACGGACGUCUCUAACGGACCUGAUCGGACGGUUGCUAGAGAAAGACCCCACUCGACGCUUGGGGUACAACAGGGGCGCGAUAGAGAUUAAAGAGCACGCGUUCUUUCGGGGGCUAAGGUGGGACCUGCUAACGAAGGUAUCACGGCCGCCGUUCCUGGCGUUAAAGGAGGAGGAGGAGGAGGAGGAGCCGGGGACGGCGGUGGUUUGGAAAGGAAUUGACAUUAGGGAGCACUUCCAGAGUCUAAGGGCGCCACCGUCGCCGGCAUCGGAGUGUCGGAGAGAAGUGUCGUUAGCAGAGUUCUAAAUAUGAUAUGCUCUAAGUUCUAACUCGCCCAAGUAAAACUUUUUUGCUUUCUGCUCCGUUUUUUGUACAUAGAAAUUGCCUGAGGAAGAAAGAUUACGAAUGGUCAAUGUUUCCAUUAGAGA